GCGACGAGUGGGUUCCGCCCUGUCCGUCUCCUCCGACGUGGUCGCCGGGGACAAGGCCGCUCCCGCCAUGGAGACCCCGACCAAGGUACUCGAUCUCGGCGAGGACACCCGGAGCUCGACCGCCCCGGCAGUAUGGAGCGCGCCUACAUGAAUGCCAGGCAGGGGAGGUUGUUACAGGCUAGGUGCUGUGUGGCUCUUGGUGGCUGCGGCUGCUUCGUUCCAGUUCCGGUGGCGGCGGCGGUACACCCCUAGGGGUCUCUGCAAGGCUGUUGAAGGGAACUCUUUUCAGCCUCGGUCCUGGGAGGCAGGGCGUGGCAAGGUGUCUUCCUUGCCUGCACCGACCAAGGCCACAAAGAGUAGCACACGUGUCUGCAAGGAGCUGCUGCUGGAGGUCUUGUCGCCGAUGUUCCGGAGCAGCUACCGCCGGCCUCCUGCCCAACGUGCUUCCAUCGGCAAGAAAGCCGUCACAGAAUGGCGCUGGAGCUGUGCGGCGGCGGCCUUCAAAGGGAACUUGAGCCUGGGUCAUGGGAGGAGGCAGGGCACGGCCUUCCAUGGGUGCAAGGGCUGCCUGAAGCGCGUCCACAAGGAGUAGCACACACGUCUGUAAGGAGCUGCUGGCUGGGUGUCUUGUCGACGAUUUUCCGGAGUAGCUUCUGUCGGUCUCCACCCCAUCGUGCUUCGGUUGGCAAGAACGCUGCCUCAGAAAGGUGAUAUAAGUAGCAGUCUGUUGUAUGCCCAUUGCUGCAAGUUGAAGUGUUUCCGGUUAGCAUAGCUGUUAGCUUUUCGGGUGACCGUUUAUGAUUGUGCGGCCAGCCAAUAGGCAGUAUUCAUCUUUGAUUGCGUUCAGUUUGUUUUGGUGCAGCUUCAGUCCUGCACGGACGCAAACGACAUGGUAGCUGUGUGGUUCUGCUCCGCCCAGUGAUUGUGUUUGGGAUUGAUAAUACUACUAUAGUAGGAUUGUUUGGUGUUGGUGUGAUGUAAUAAUAUAAAUAAUAAUCUGUAUGAUGAGAAGAA
Messenger RNA from Lolium rigidum, 1014 nucleotides. RefSeq lists its product as uncharacterized. The record is from RefSeq and is a predicted model, not a curated record. Bases 152 to 592 code for a protein of 146 amino acids. Lineage: Eukaryota; Viridiplantae; Streptophyta; Magnoliopsida; Poales; Poaceae. The transcript is spliced from 6 exons.